Messenger RNA from Anoplopoma fimbria (sablefish), 2078 nucleotides. It is a transcript of the gene zbtb37, whose product is annotated as zinc finger and BTB domain containing 37. Gene Ontology annotation, biological process: regulation of transcription by RNA polymerase II. Gene Ontology annotation, molecular function: protein binding; DNA-binding transcription factor activity, RNA polymerase II-specific; RNA polymerase II cis-regulatory region sequence-specific DNA binding. The record is from RefSeq and is a predicted model, not a curated record. NCBI's taxonomy places the organism in Eukaryota, Metazoa, Chordata, Actinopteri, Perciformes, Anoplopomatidae.
GUCCUGAUCUGGUCCUCAUCUGGUCCUGAUCUGGGUCUGGGUCCUGCUGUCAGACUGGAACAGGUGAACCAGGUUCUGUGGUACCUGAACCGAACCUGAAGCCUCCAUGUGGAUCCGGUUGACCUGAACACCGGACUCAUCGGCCAUCAGGUCCUCCAGGCUGCAGCAUGGAGCGCUCCGGCAGCAUCCAGCUGGACAUCCCGGACUUCAGUAACUCGGUUCUGUCUCACCUGAACCAGCUGCGUGUUCAGGGCCGUCUGUGCGACAUCGUGGUCAACGUGCAGGGUCAGAGCUUCCGGGCGCACAAGGUGGUCCUCGCCGCCAGCUCGCCCUACUUCCGGGACCACAUGUCUCUGGGCCAGAUGAGCACCGUCUCGCUGACGGUGAUCCGCAACCCGUCGGUGUUCGAGCAGCUGCUGUCCUUCUGCUACACCGGACGCCUCUGCCUGCAGCUCGCCGACAUCAUCAGCUACCUGACGGCCGCCAGCUUCCUGCAGAUGCAGCACAUCAUCGACCGCUGCACUCAGAUCCUGGAGGGCAUCCACCUGAAGAUCAGCCUGGCGGACCUGGACGAGGACCCGCGGGAGGACGAGGCGGCUCGGGUGGCCAGGGGCAGCCGGACCCUGGAGGCCGUGGUGCGAGCGGGCGGCCAUCACGCCGGCCUGCGGCUGCUCGCGCGCGGGGGCGCCGAGGUGUGCGAGGCCGUCAGCCCCGCCGAGGAGCCCCUCAGCCCGCCGCCGACCGUGGAGCACAGCGGACUGGAGGGAACCGGGGCCUCCGGCAGAGCGGGAAAAGAACCGAUCCUUCGCAUCAACCGGGCCGGUCAGUGGUACGUUGAGACCAACAGCGAGCCGGAGCGGACCGGCAGCGCCGAGGAGGGCGGUGGCAUGGACCGCGUGAGGAUCAAGACGGAGAGGAUGGAGGACUGGAUCGGGGCAGGGGAGCACCAGGAGGAGGAGGGGGCGGCGGAGGAGGCCACCGUGAUGAUUGACACGUCGGGACGCAGCACGCUGGUGACGGCGCCGCUGGGACCGCUGGGGAACCGCAGCGCCCAACCGUCCUCCAGCUUCAGCGAGACGGACAGGUUCAGUCCAACGGGCAGUGUGGUCGUCCUGGCGGAGCGUCAGAGAGCGAAGAGUGAGUCUCCCAGCAGAGCAGACGAGCUGCGACAGCCGAGCUCCCAGGGGGAGGAGCAUGCAGCGUUUGAUAUGGGCGGCUACGAGGACUACCUGAGGGAGCAGGUAGGGGACCGCUGGUACCGCUACAACCCCCGGCUCACCUGCAUCUACUGCUGCAAGUCCUUCAACCAGAAGGGCAGUCUGGACCGUCACAUGCGGCUGCACAUGGGCAUCACGCCGUUCGUCUGCCGGAUCUGCGGUAAGAAGUACACCCGCAAGGACCAGCUGGAGUACCACAUCCGCAAGCACACCGGCAACAAGCCCUUCCACUGCCACGUCUGUGGCAAGAGCUUCCCCUUCCAGGCCAUCCUCAACCAGCACUUUCGCAAGAACCACCCGGGCUGCGCCCCCAGGAGGCCCACAGCGCCCCCCGAGACCACCACCGCCUCCGUCACCUCCAGGGGAGGGCCGAGCGACGAGGUCCCCAGCCAGGAGGAGCCCGAGGGCGGCGCCAGCAGCGGCGGAGGCCAGUACAGCGAGGGUCCCCAGGCCUCGGUCUCCACCACGGGGCCCGACUGACCCUGAGGGGGGGAGGGUCCAGGUCGAGGUUGGGGGUCACAGACCUGGACGGCUGCUCGGAUCCUGUUGCACCUGAAGCCAACAGGACGCCAAACCGCUGAAGUGGACCAGCGACAGAAAGGACAGAAGAGUCCGAAUCGAGAGGAUUUUUCCGCUUUAAACCGCAUCUACCUUCACUAACGGAACCGAACAGAUUAAGCUACGAUGAAGAACCGUCACACACUCCAAGAACCUCACGCACCGCACGACCGCCGGGCCUCGUCUGCCUCCGUCUACUUUAUGUUACAGAGUUCUACUUUUAUAACGUCUGCCGGGAACUUUGCCAAAAUACUCGGUGCCAGUUCAACAGUUCAAAUCCUUCAUAUUUGCCUUGAGACAAUC